AGCUGCUGCGUUUGGGAGUGUUACAAAGCCAAAGGGAACGCCUUUGAUGCGGCUCUCUGGAACGGCAAGUAGCCCACGGCAACAGAGCCCCUGUCUAACCGCUGUGCUUUCAAGAUCCGCUGGGUGGGUGUGUUCUGGGUCACUCUAGACAUGACGAACGGUUGUCUGUGGACUGUGAGCCUGCUGCUGGCUCUGCUGCUGCCGCUGGAAGUUCUUUCUCAGGAUUCCUUCGACCUGGCUGAUGCUCUGGAUGGUGACGAUGACAGUAAAUCAUUGACCCCUGCACCAAAACCAGCUAAACCUGCAGGAGGAGACUUUGAUCUGGAAGUCAGUGGCACCACCACCACCACCACCAAAGCCCCACCCAGGGUUAUACCUAAGGGUACAACAAGUCCCAAGGCCCCAGUCAAGCCUAAACCCAAGCCAGCUAAUGAUGACCUAAACCUUGCUGAUGCCUUGAACCCCAACAAUGACAUUGAUGGCAAGGAAAAAAACAAAGGACAGGGAGAUAGAUUUUCUGACAGUGAUCUGAUUGAUGUGAGCAAAGAUGACACGUACAAACCUGACAAAGGCAAAGGUGGAAUCUCAGGAGGCGACGGUGAUCCGAUUAACCAGCAUGAUGACCACAGUGAGACCACAGCUGAGGUGGGCACCAUUGCAGGGAUUGUCAGUGCAGUUGCCAUGGCACUGGUGGGUGCAAUAAGCAGUUACAUCUCCUAUCAGAAGAAGAAACUGUGCUUCGGUAUACAACAGAGCCUGAAUACUGAGAAUGUGAAGGCUGAGAACCCUGAAACUGUGGUGGUUACAGAACCACAAGUCCAACAGACUCUCCUGGAGCCAUCCAAUGCUGAGCCUCCCGCUGAAGAAAAUGCUGUCUGAAUACAUUCACAAGGUCACCCACAUACAUAUCCCCUCACAAAAUCCCUCACCUAAAUCCUGCACACACUCGCAAACAGGACCUUUCAAAAUGUACGUGUAUAUAGGGAUUUAUUGCUUACUAUUUGAUCACAUCCAACUAGGUUGCAGCUUUUUUAAUUUUUUGCAUUUUUCCCUAUUGACACAUAACUGAUUUUUGUGUCCAAUAUUAUAUCUUACUUUUGUGGUUGGAAUCCACCUGAAGUGGAAUAACAUGUCACAGAAUCCUGUCUGUGCACUGCAUAGUUUUAAAGGGAUAGUUCACUGAAAAUCCGCUCAUUAUCUACUCACCACUAUGCCGGUGGAGGGGUGAGUGAUGUGUUUGAGUCCACAAAACACUUUUGGAGUUUCAAGGGUAAACAGUGUUGCAGCCAAAUCCGUUACAAUUGUAGUAAAUGGUGACCACUUCUUCAAAUGUAAAAAAAAACAUGAAAUGCCUCCAUAGUGCCUCUGUGGUGUUAUCCGAGUGUCCUUCGGCCCCAACAUUCAAAUUUGGGUAGACAUUUAUUUUUGGGUGAACUAUCCUUUUAAGGAAGCAUAGACCCUAGAUUUCCGUUCCAAGCCUUGUGGCAAGUAAUUAUGGAAUCACUGGGGAAAUGUUGAUAAAAUGCAUAAAUGGUCAGUUAGUAGAUAAUGAAUGAACACAUUGUCAUGGUAAUAAUCAUGUAAUAAUGAUACAAACUUAGCUUAUUCCUAGAAAAUGUGACAUUUCAUUUGUUUUAUAAGUUUUUCUGUUUAAUGUGUUAUUAUGAAGUCAUAAUCGGUGAUUAUAAUGCUGUUUGUGAAGAACAUGAUCAGGGGUUUCUGAAGUUAAACAUUUGAUAAACCACUGCUUUUUAAUGGGCUUCAAUAUGAGCUACUUGUCCAGUAGUGGGCAAGGUUAUUAUUCAAAGGCCUGAAGUAACUGCAGGGAACCUCUCUUAUGUGAACUGACAGUUUCAUCAUUAGUUGUUACACGCUGUUCAUGUUUCUAUAUAAAGUACAGAGUUGCAUCCUUUGCAGUGGGGAAAAUAUGGCAUCUAUAUAUUUCUUUGUAAUCAUAACCUGUGACCUUUUAUACUGUAAAUAGCCUGGCGCUUUUUUCAACUGGCCUUUAACAACAGUUUUUUUUCAAGGUGAUAAUGGUAAAAUAAUUCUGAUAAGAACUGUGAAGGACUAAGUGGUUGACAAGGAAUUGACAAGAGUCAAAUCAACACUUAGGAGGAUGAAAUGAAGAUUGCUAAAUCAGUUGUGCUCUGGCUUGAGUUGAAAAGUGCACAGCGUGUUUUUUUCUCCCUCGAAAUAACAAAGGAGUCUGACCCAUCAAUGUUUUAUCGUGUAAGCGUUGAGAUUCAGUAUGUACAGAAUAUAAUGUAUCUCGAUCCCAUGGUGGCCAUCAUUUCCAUCAGUGUGAGAAAUCCUAACAGAAGAGUGGCAAAUGCAUGAAACCAUUGUGUGUCGAGGCAUAAAUAGACUAACAUUUCAGUAAUAAGUACUCUUAUUUAUUAAUUAUUAUUAAAAAGCCCCCGCAUUAUUUUAUUUUUUUAUGCGAUUCUGGAAACGUUUAUAUUAAAAUGCAACAAUCCUGGUCAAACUUUGCUCCAGCCCAUUCAUCUGGGUGGAUAUGACUCUCCCACAAUAUAGUUUGAAGUCCUUUCAUUUCAGUAGUGACAUGUGCAAGUGGGUGAUUUUUUGCAAAGUAACUUAAAUCAAUAUCCAUGUAUGCUUCAACCACCUCAAGGGAUAAUAGGGUCACAAGUGUAUGAGGCUGUAACUUUGGGGGUCGAGGGCUGAAAAGUUUGGGAACCUCUGUUCUUGACAAAGUAGUGAAGACAAAUGAGGCAGUUUAAAAUGGCCUCCAUGGGAAUAGGAUCUACGUGAGUAGAAAGGUGAUGGUGAAAGGAAGUCAGAGAAGGACUGACAGGAAAUAAAAAGAAUGAAGGUUGAGUGAUUAAUGAAGGCAGACAAUAUUGUGAAUCCAUUUGCACUGCCACAAAUUAGCAUUUAGAAAAAAACAGAGCUGUGCUUUAGUUGCUUAAAUGAAGUUAGCAUCAGUAGUUUGCAUUAGGAUCUUGACUAGUGUCAUUGAAAAACUGUGAUGGUUGUACAUUUUUCUGUGAGCAGUUCUGUGUUUGUACUAAUAGCAGCAUGUAAAAGAUAACACAUUUGAUUAUAUCCAUGUGUGUGUGUGUGUGUGUGUGUGUGUGUGUGUGUGUGUCUUUGUCUGUGUGUGUGUGUGUGUGUCGACAUGCUUUGCUGGUUCUUUUUACACUUUGUACCCAAAUUACUUUUCCUAAUAACUUGGCUUAACUUUUAGUAUGCAUGUCUUGGUGAUUGUGUUUGUUGUGUCCUGCCAACACUUUAUUUUCCUAUAACUUGGGCCUUUAAAAUGGUUUCUGCACUGAUAUCUACAGUCUUGUGUAUUUGAUAUUUUGUAAAUCUCUACAAUUGAGUCAUUUUGGGUGAGGUCUCUUGAAAUGUGAAUGGGUCAUUGGCAAUGAAUGAACAGAGCCAAUCAACUGCUCUUCCACCACCUCCAAAAAUACACUGCCACUCACACAGCAAAUUCAUGUGUUUCUUUGGAGCAAGUACACACAUGCAUAAUUGACGUGAACUUGGCAUAGACAGUGAUUGCUAACUAGCUACCAUCAUGCAUAGUGACAAACGUAUUGUUUCCUGUGAAACUAAAGCUCAGAAUACACUUUCGGUUCAACAAAACUGCCCAUGACCAUGAUGAAGUCUGGAGGCCUGUUCACCGCCCAACAUUUGUUUCUGCCCUGGCAGCUGUAAUUCAAAUGGUGAUUUUCUCUGCCUUAUAAACUGCUCAGUCCCACAAGGACACACUGUUCCUCUAACAACCCCCAACAUGCACAUGAUCAACACCCACUGCUUUCCAUCCUUUGGGUGGUUACCUUGUCCCUUGGGUACCAAUGAAAGGUGUGGGUGCUGAGAGCUGAACUCAACACAAAGCAAACAAAAAACCACAAAGCCACUGUUUACUGAAUGUAUUAAAUAUCUUCUUGAUCUGUAGCAAAAACCGAAACAGAUUUGACCAAAGAUAAUUAAGAUUGAUUUUGCUGUUGUGUAUUGGAGUUAAAUUUGAAUCUUUGUGAGAACAAGGCCUUGAAAUUGUCAUGAAGGACAAACAUUGAAUCUGAUCACAAGUCUGAAUGUAACGCAGAUGUCCUCACACCUCAAGUGCAACAUUGACAUUGAUAGUUAGAUGGAAAAUGACACAGUAGAAAACAUAGAAAUCCCCUUCACGUUCAUGAAAAGACAGUACACCUGAUAUCUUACAAAUAAUGUGUAAUUACCUUUAAAAUGUUUAUGUAGAAAGUGUUUGAAUAACUCCCACUGUGGCACUGUGGAUGCUUUUAGACACCUGUAGUUCUGCUGUUUGCAUGUGGUUUCCAGACUGGUCUGAAAAAAGAAUAUGAAGACCAGUCCAACCUACUGCUGCUGAAGGCCUGUGGGCCAAGGUCACAAAGGUUAGGUGUGGUCAUUAUAACAGAAACUGUAAAUGUAUUUAUCAGGCCGGCAGACAAUUGGCAGGUAAUUGAACUUUCAAUGAAUCAAAAGUGGAUCCACAAAUGCAAGCAGUGGCCUGAAGACGGGAGGUGUUUUACAAAGUGUGUUUGAAUGAAUCCAGAACAUCAUGGUGACAUCAAGACAACACCUUUUAAUUGGUGUUCAUCAAAGCACUUGUGGCUUCUUAAACCAUAAAGAGCUUCAAAGUAGGGCUGCACGAUAUAUCAGAAAUGUAUUGUCAAUGCAAUAUCAACGUGUGCAAUGUAUGUAUCUCUAUCAGACUCAGCUGACGUCUCUGACUUACCAGUUUAAUCAUUGAUUUGUUUGAAAUGACGCCAUAAUAUCAACACUGAUCAUCACAUAAUGAUCAAUACUUUUCUGAAUGAGUUUAAUCCACCUCUGGCUUUUGAGCUUUCCAUGGAUGUUGUGUUUUUUUCAGUGUCUUCAUAGACCCCUUACUGUAUUGGGUCUAUAUUAGUAGUGAAUCCAAAUCAGAAAGACUUUAACACCGUAUACUUGAGCAUUUGUUUAUUUCUCGAAAGUCAUAUCGCCAUCGCGAUAUUCAACAAGGUUAUCGCAUGUUUUCCUAAUAUCGUGCAGCCCUAGCAGAACCAGUAUGUCAGAGAAAGUAGAGUGCAGCCAUCUUGAGUUCUAUAACAUAAUGAAGACUUUCAUGUGACAAAAAGCAGACUACAGACUGUAUAUGGAACUGAAUGAUUUAUUAUUAUCCCACAUUUGUGAAAGUUAAUUUAUUGGAUUUAUAGGACUUCUUAAAUAUAACCUUGCCCCCAGGAACUGUCUGUUAAACCAGAAACAUGGCAGCAAUGAAGGAGCAAAAUACCAGCUAACUGCAUAAUGUAAAAUGUAUAGGCUUAGUGUUAAUAUUGUUAUUUUAUUUAUGUGACACAAGUAACCAAGUUAAUUAUCAUCUAAUCUGUUUCUAUACAUGCAGAUGUAGGUUUGAUCAGUUCAUCUUGGAUAAUAAUUUAUAGAAGGUAUAGAUAAUGGGCCGAUUGAUGUGACAAAAAGAGUGUGGAUUGUACUCUUCGACUCAUGAUUGACUGACAGUAGGUAUACAUUCAAGACAGAUUUGAGGGACUUAAAGAUUGCUUGUGUCAAAUCAGGGUAACUCCCUAUAUAGAGGGUAGGACCCUGGAUUAGAUUUAAACGUUUUGUUCUCACUGUUGCAAGCCUUACUCCUAAACUGAUCAACUAAAGCAGACUAAUUGAUAAUAAGCCUGGAUAGUGGUUGGUUAGUUUGCUUUGUUAAACAUUUCCCUGGUUUCAUAACUCUGAAUGAGAUCUGUAGUGUAUAUUAUGACAGUUGUGCCUGAGAUCUUUUUUGGGAGCAGUCACAUGACAAUGACCUGUCAAACAUGCUUGCUGCCACCCUGACUGUCUACUGCAGUACACUCAAGUGCCUGCACUGCAUUUCCCUCGCUCUAGUGCCUCAACGUGCCAUGUAAAGCCACUAUUCUGCACCUUAACAUUGUCAUUAAGUUAUGUCUCUUUCCCUGAAAACCAAAAGUGAAAAAUGACUUACUUACAAACUUACUUGUUUGGUAUUUGAGGGCUGGCUUUUUUUGAGUUACUGGCUUGUCACAUACAACACAUACUCACUUAUCCUGUACACUGCUUUCCUACACAUAAACACCAUGCAUGCUUUUCUCUGCAUCCUGUAUACACACUUAAAAUGUAGCUUACAAGUGUUGAACUUUGUAUGUAUAGUUAAUGUUCAUUUCUUAAGUGUAAUAGUGAGCUUUCCUUCUUACUCGACAAUGAUUAAGAAUUCUCUGGCAAUAUGUUACAGGUGUUGUAUGUGUUAAUACUAUGAAAUAAACAGUUUCAAAAGACAA
Molecule: messenger RNA, 6278 nt
Organism: Paralichthys olivaceus (Japanese flounder)
Lineage: Eukaryota; Metazoa; Chordata; Actinopteri; Pleuronectiformes; Paralichthyidae
Gene: cd99l2
Product: CD99 molecule-like 2
Biological process (GO): T cell extravasation; homotypic cell-cell adhesion; positive regulation of neutrophil extravasation
Cellular component (GO): plasma membrane
Source: RefSeq, a predicted model, not a curated record